AUAAGAUAUGAAAAAAAAUAAUUAUAUUGGCACUCAAAAUAUAAAUAUUAAACUUGAAAAUAUAGAACAAAAUAUAUUGCCAGUUACUAAUAUAUAUGGGGAGAAUUUUGAUAACACUCAUCCAAUCUUAAGAAAUCUCUAUCAAAAUCAAAUUCGAGAAUCUGAAAAUCAUCGAAGAUUACAAACACCAUCCAUAUCUUCUGGUACAUUAAUUAACAAGUGCCCUUACAUGAAAGAUUUGAUGGUCAAAUCGAUAUCCACCAUCGCUUCUUCUUCCCAUGGCAAAUAUGGUUAUGUUUCUACGAGUUAUUUUACCCCUUCCAUUUGUUAUCAUUGCAACCCAUUUCACAAUGUUCAUCAAAAGUGCGACCCCUCGCCUGGAUAUCACACUUUCAAUGCGACUCUGCUCAACAGAUAUUCUCCUAACUUGCUUCCACUUACUUCUAACUCCUCGAGGAGACCUUGGGAUCAGCAUUACGUUACAAAUCCCAACAUUUUUCAAACGUCAAUUCAUACUAACUCUUCCAAGGAAGGCUUUAGGAAUUAUAGAAAUCACGAGUCUAACUUUACUGCCAUUAAUCCGACCACUGCCCAUCAACUUGUGCCUUCUUCUGAUCUCGCUCACCACUCAUUUUAUAACCCUGGUUAUUUGAAUACUACUUACCCCUCUUUUCAUGUGUCAUCCUUAACGUCAUUAUCUUGUUCUUCGGCUUAUAACCUUACCACCGCAUCCAGUUUUAAAGGAUCGAAUAACAACAACAUUCCUGAAUAUCUGAUUCAUCCACAUGGACACAACGCGGUGCAAAUUACCAACGGAAUGAUGGUUAGGCCAAUUCUUUAUUCGAGUGACGAUAACCUUACGCUUCGUGUACCAUGUCCUCCUAUCCAUGUCCUGCCUUGUCAUCAAAGACUCAACUCUCCCCAUAUUGCUUUAUCGCAGGACAGGUGUAGUGCUAUUCAUUGCCCAGUGGUUGGAUCAGCAAAUAUUGACGAGGUUUUCCGGGGGGUAAGGAGAAAUAUCCCUUCAUCUAUAAAUAAUUUCCAUACCGUAACCUUUUUCCAAAAUUUUCUGGAAAAUUCAACAUCCAUUCUCAACGAAAUAACCUUGGUGCCUAGCAAUCAAUCAUUGAACGAAGGCGCAACUGAUAGUCUUAUUAAGAAAUAUACCCUGGAAUAUAGAUUCAAACGGCCCUCCGUUGGUUAUGAAUUAAAUGAAAAGACUAAGAGGAAAUGUUCGAUUAAAGAACCUAAAAAUGAAAGUGAAGAUAUUAAAUAUUCGCCUAAUGUUAUAUCGAUUAAAGAGGAAAUAACCGAUUGUCAAGCAGAUGAAAUGCCCUUGUCCCCUGUAGAUGCAUUUCUAACUGACGAUGGUAUUUCAAUCUCAGUUGAUGCAAAAGAAUUAACUCAUUUGGCUCCAAAGUCCCACGAAGAAAAUUGUGUUAUAUGUUUAAGCGAAUUCGAGAUCGGCAAUUCCGUCAGGAGGCUACCUUGUUUCCAUUUAUAUCACGCUGUUUGCGUAGAUAAGUGGCUUAAACUCAAAAAGAGGUGUCCUAUAUGUAGGCUCGCAAUAGAUUUUAACAACUAUAAGUCAAUCAUUUAACUAUCACAUUUUUUUAUAAAAUCUGCUUACUUACCCUUCCUUUCUUUUUAUCGACUACCAUUUUAUUUAAAAACUUAUAUUAACUUUUAAUUAGUUAAGACAUUUACUGAAAUCAAACUUUAAAUAUCUGAUCUAUAUGCGACAUAUUUAUAAAUGCCUGUUUUAAAG
Gordionus sp. m RMFG-2023 is the source of this 1768-nucleotide messenger RNA. RefSeq lists its product as uncharacterized. The transcript is spliced from 7 exons. The record is from RefSeq and is a predicted model, not a curated record. The coding region runs from base 8 to 1600 and encodes 530 amino acids. Lineage: Eukaryota; Metazoa; Nematomorpha; Gordioida; Chordodea; Parachordodidae.